Calypte anna (Anna's hummingbird) is the source of this 2085-nucleotide messenger RNA. RefSeq names its product solute carrier family 25 member 46 (gene SLC25A46). The record is from RefSeq and is a predicted model, not a curated record. Gene Ontology annotation, biological process: axon development; mitochondrial membrane fission; mitochondrial fission. Gene Ontology annotation, cellular component: mitochondrial outer membrane. The transcript has 8 exons. NCBI's taxonomy places the organism in Eukaryota, Metazoa, Chordata, Aves, Apodiformes, Trochilidae. Bases 188 to 1408 code for a protein of 406 amino acids.
CCGGGAGGGGCUCAUUGGCCCAGCGGCCGCCAGCCUCGCUUUCCGCCCCGUCACGUGGCCUGGCGCUGGGCUUCAGCGGGACGUGGCCCCUCUUCCGCGGCCGGAAGCGGCGAACCGGGGCGUCCGAGAGCGGGUUCCGCUGCUGUCGGUGCCGGUCGGUGCCAGCUCGUACUGCCCGCCUCCCGCCAUGCACCCGCGGCGCCCCGAGGGCUUCGACGGCCUGGGCUACCGUGGGAGCGGCCGGGAGGAGCUGGGCCUCGGCGCCAGGCCCUUCGGCAGUGCUUCGGAGCUUGGCCACUGGGUGACCAGCCCCCCCGACAUCCCCGGCAGCCGCAAUCUGCACUGGGGGGAGAAGACUCCUCCGUACGGGGCGGGAACCCCUCUGGGGACCUCCGGCCUCAACGAAGAGCCCAGCCUUGGGCCGGGCGGAGCCGACCAGUUGAACAGAUUUGCAGGCUUUGGUAUUGGCCUUGCAAGCCUAUUUACAGAGAAUGUAUUGGCACAUCCUUGCAUUGUUCUGCGUCGGCAGUGUCAGGUUAACUAUCAUGCUCGAAAUUACCAUCUCACUCCGUUUACUAUUGUCAAUAUCAUGUACAGCAUCAAUAAGACACAGGGUCCAAGAGCUCUCUGGAAAGGAAUGGGCAGCACUUUCAUUGUUCAGGGUAUCACCCUGGGAACAGAAGGCAUCAUCAGUGAAUUUACACCUUUGCCAAGAGAGCUUUCGCAUAAGUGGAACUUCAAGCAGAUAGGUGGACACCUUUUACUCAAAGGUUUAACACAUGUGAUAGCAAUGCCUUUUUAUUCUGCCAGCCUGAUUGAAACUGUCCAGAGUGAAAUAAUUCGAGAUAAUCCUGGCAUUUUGGACUGCGUCAAAGAAGGAAUUGGAAGAGUUGUAGGCAUGGGAGUACCCCACAGCAAGCGUCUCCUUCCACUGAUGGUCUUGACUUUCCCAACUGCUCUCCAUGGAGUUCUUCACUAUGUCAUCAGCUCCAUUGUCCAGAAGCUUGUUUUGUGUGUUCUGAAAAGGGAUAAUUCCCACAGCCUACCAUCUGAGGGUUCCACUUCUGUGCAGAGCAUGCUUGAUGCCUAUUUUCCAGAACUGAUUGCUAGCUUUGCUGCCAGCCUUAUCGCUGAUGUCAUGCUGUACCCACUGGAGACCGUUCUACACCGCCUCCACAUCCAAGGGACACGCACAAUAAUUGACAAUACAGAUCUUGGCUACGAAGUUCUUCCAAUCAAUACUCAGUAUGAGGGAAUGAAAGACUGCAUAAAUACUAUAAAACGGGAAGAAGGGAUGGUGGGUUUUUAUAAAGGAUUUGGAGCUGUUAUUGUACAGUAUACCUUGCAUGUGGCACUUCUACAGCUUACCAAAAUCAUUUACUCAACACUGCUUCAAAAUGUUUCUUAAUAUGUGCAGGUGUGGAUUUAGUACAGUGGACACGAUUGACUUAUUAACCUAAUUGUUUAAAAUAGCUUAGGAACUUAAGCUUGAAGAAUCCACCUUAUGGAUUCUCCUUACACUGUAAAAGAACAUAAAAAAUGGGGAUAUAGUUUCCUAAGUGUAAUUAAAGAAGUACUGUAUAAAUUUAAAAUUAUAAACACAAAUAUAUAAUGUGUGGUCGUAUAGAAGGGAAUCAGAUUUCAGAUGUGGUUGGAGUGGGGAUUACCAGUUAACUCUUACCCCUGAAAUGGCUAUGAAUGGAUAUGAAUUCUCAAUUGCUUUUAUAAAACAUCACAUGUGAUAUUUAAUUUGGACUGCUAGGCAGUUCAAAGCAGUUUAUGUUGUAAGAACUUGCAAGUGUGAGAGUGAGUUUGUGUUUUAAAAAUAUUUUCAACUUAAAUGUUAAUGGAGCUAUGAGCAAAAUGGAAACUGUAAAAGUAACUUCAGUAGAUAUAAAUGUCAUCAUUUAAAGGUACAUAGAAAAUUCUAAUUUGCUGCAGCGUGGCAGAAGACGAUGAAGAAUCCUUUGCUUUGUACAAAAUAAACUUGAGUUUGGGCAAAGUUGCACAGAAUGCAGAUUCUGCUGACUUUUCUUUGCAAGGGUUGCAGUAAGUGAAGUGUGUGAAUAAAGCACAUUAGAAACA